Molecule: messenger RNA, 1218 nt
Organism: Rhodamnia argentea
Lineage: Eukaryota; Viridiplantae; Streptophyta; Magnoliopsida; Myrtales; Myrtaceae
Product: transcription factor RAX2-like
Exons: 3
Coding region: 173-904 (243 amino acids)
Source: RefSeq, a predicted model, not a curated record
CGCAGUCAUGAGGCCUAGGUGUGUGUGUCCAAAACUUUCUCAUCCAGCCUCAAUUCUUCUAUAUAUAGAGUCACAAGUGCUCGUUGAUCGGCUCUCUGACCAACUUGAAGUUGUGUCUGGCUGGCUGUUUUGCUGUCCCUGAGUGCUUGUCUGGUUUGACCGAGUGGCGGCCAUGGUAAGAGCUCCUUGCUGUGACAAGGCUAACGUGAAGAGAGGGCCUUGGUCACCUGAAGAAGAUGCCGCCCUCGUGAACUACAUACGCGAGUACGGACCAGGCGGCAAUUGGAUCGCUCUUCCUCGCAAAGCCGGGCUCAAGCGCUGCGGAAAGAGUUGCAGGUUAAGGUGGCUGAAUUACCUGAGGCCAGACAUAAAGCAUGGAGGUUUCACCAAGGAGGAGGAUGACGUUAUAUGCAAUCUUUUCUUGACCAUAGGAACCAGGUGGUCGGUAAUUGCUUCCAAGUUGCAAGGAAGAACGGACAAUGAUGUGAAGAACUACUGGAAUACCAAGCUGAAGAAGAAGCUAAUGCAGCAAAUGGAUUCUCUGAAAACAUUGCCUCAAAGUAACUUUGAUUAUCAGGACAAGACACGGAACUCGGCCCCAAUCGAUCCUGAGACGAAGAAUCGGGAAUAUGCAGUUAAUUCCAUAGGGUUCUCCAAGACGAGCUUCAAUCCAGGAACACCCACUUUGAAGCCGAGUCUUCUCCGUCGUGCAAGGCUCACCGAAGUUUCCGAUUCUAGCCAUCUACGGGCGUCCACGCCAGAAGGUUUGAGUCAUUCCGAUGUGGCGAUGGAGAGCGACUAUUCGGUGUCUGCAAACGGCGGUUCCGAACAGGACCAAGUCCCGUUGGACUUUGAUUGGGAUAGUAUGCUCAAUGACUUUGGCUUCCAAGAUCAGAGCAACUAAACACAGUUCAUGUUUUCCGGAUGUCACCUUCACUGGUCAAGUCAUCAACCCAAGAAGAAAAGAAAGAAAACUAGGGACCUUCAGAUUUUUCAGCAGGUGAUGGGAAAUUUUCCUGUCUUAAUUCUAUGGAAGCGGUCUGAGCGGUGAUUAAGUCGAAGUUAGAUGCGAGAUUUCGCUGUUCUUUAUCAUGAUGUAUAUUUCGCUAGGGCCUACUCAUCUGAAUCUCCCGGGUAUAUCCUCAGUUUACGUAUCAAGAUGAAUCAAUGUAAUUGAACAUAGAAAUGCAAUGAGCAAAGUUUGCUCAUGAAUUUACA